Molecule: messenger RNA, 3701 nt
Organism: Daphnia pulicaria
Lineage: Eukaryota; Metazoa; Arthropoda; Branchiopoda; Diplostraca; Daphniidae
Product: contactin-associated protein-like 4
Exons: 7
Coding region: 2358-3701 (447 amino acids)
Molecular function (GO): protein binding; extracellular matrix structural constituent
Source: RefSeq, a predicted model, not a curated record
CGAAGCGGCCACCACGUGUGAACGUGAACAGACUCCAGUGCGGCGUGCUCUCCGGACGAAAGAAGAUAUGCUUUCAGAUGGCUAAGGUAGUAGCUAGGUAGUUACCUGCUGAUUAGAACGGCAACUAAUUCAUUCGAUUGUUGGGGCUUGACCAGGUAUUCUACGCCGACAAAAACGACGGCCGCAUCUACGACGAGCACUUGCUGAGGUAAUUAUUAACCUUUUCUAAACCAAUCGAAAUCUGAAUAGAAUAGCUUUAUUUAAAGUAGCAUAUAUUUUCACAAGCGAACGUGAAUUAAAAAAAUUAUGAUAGAAAUAACUCACAACUUUUUCUCUGGGUAAACCAACACAUUCGGAAAUAUUUGAAUUUUAAACACUUGAAGCAAAGUGCAACAAGACUGGCACUUCCUCGUUAAUUGGUGGGAAAAGAAUUCGGCUUUAGCUAAUGGGCCCUAAACAUUUCCAUCCAUCUCGCAAACAAAAGUUAGUUAAGCACAUCAGAUCGAUGGAAUGAAGUCUGAUGCAUCGAUGCAUAAAUACAUCGACGCAUCAGACGCUUCCGGGAAAUGGGUUUCCCCAACACAAAUCGGAAGUAGGGAUGCGUGACUAAUAAGAAAUUAUUUCCGGCAUUUCUUCACGAUAAAAUGAAUAGCAUUGCUGCUAUAUGAGAUGGCCCUUCAGCGUUAAAAUCCAAAGCGUUUAAGUUUCAGUACCGAUACUGCACGCGCGAUCUGCACGGUCUCAUGGCUUAGAUGGCAAAGCGCCUGCCUAGUAAGCAGGAGAUCACGAGUUCGAGUCUCGUUGGGACCUUUUUAAUCUAUUCUUAAUAAGUCUAAAUCUUUUCAGGAUAGCUGUUUUGUAAAAGUAGGGUUCUUUUUCACAGCCGAACGUGAAUUAAAAAAAAAAAAUAUGAUAGCUUUAGAAUUUUUUUAAUUUAUUUAAACGGAGCGUACUCAUGAACUCAUCUCGCUGUGAAGAGCACGAAAGCUUAUCAACUAUGUGAAUAGUUGCGUCCAUUCCGUGUAAAAGGUUUAAAACCGCAACAACUGCGCACUUCGCAGCUGUUUUUACGUUUGUGUAUUUGAAUGACCAACUAAAAGUACGGGUGAUAGUAUGGGUUGACGAGAUUAUUCCCUUGAAUAUCAAGGCAAAUUUACGGGAAAAUAAUUGUGGUUAUCCAGACCACACUUGCUUUCAUCAGUUGUGCAUCCUGACAACUUUCCUCAUUUUACGGGUUGGCUGCAUCAGGAAAAAAUGCCGUAAUGUCUUACUAUGUGGUGUAGUACUGACCCACUUCACACAAAAACAGGUGAACAGGUGGCAUAUAAAAUGCUUAAAAGUUAUCUAGCUUCAAGGACUCCUAUUGAGUCAUAGCGUAGACAAAUUAAAAGAAACUUAUCGAAUUGUAACCCUUAAAACAAGACAUUUAAAAUGGGGAAACCCAUUAUAAUUUCCCGUCGAUUGGGUAUUUCCAAUCUCGGAAUUCCCCACAGGACAAUGGGAAAACCCGUAGCUCGAUGAGCUGCUCGUUUCCAGCCUUUUUCUGUAUAAAACACGUUGUACCGCAAUCAAAUGGAGACUAAGACAACAUGAUUUGUGUCUCCGCAAUUCACCCAUUUUCAAAUGUCCCAGACAUUAUCACGGCAGAGAUUUAUAUGUGGGAAGAGAUUUUUUUUUAGGAAGGAGCGUCGUAUCCGGAACGUGCACAGUUGAGUACCUAGUUAUCGAUCUGUCCUGAAAUUCCGGCCUGCGUAACGGAUUUUACCCGUUAUAGCGAAACGAAAUAUUCUCUUGCAGCCAACAAUCGAAUGAGUUUAUACUUCUUGCUUGAGUUUAUUAUAAUAGCUUUCCCCCUACAAAAUAACUUGACCUUCCAUCCAUAACAUAUUUGCGUUUUAUACACGGUUGCCAGCCCGGAACCCAACUCCCUAUACCUUAUUCAAUAGAAAUUCUUCUCAGAACCCUAGACUUUUCUGAUGGAGCCCGUAAGGCAUACUAUAGCAAUAAAAAUCGUAUUAUAUUGCAGUUGUAAAAAAAAAAAUUGGGUUUUUUUUUUUAAUGAAUUGGUAUAACGUCUCCCGAAAAUUCGAUGCAUCGUUAUACCCAAGUAAUCCGACCGCUAAUGCGACGCCCCAUAUAAUUUUAUAACAAUCUUUUUAGUUACGACAAUAAACUAAGUUAUUUUUAUGAGGGGGAACCCCUUUCCCCAAUAGGAACAAAUUUGACUUUCUCCAAAAUAUUUUAAAGAAAAAACCCAGCACUCUACAAACUGUUUGCUGCUGGGCUUAUUGUCUAUAAAUGGUGGCGUCCCAUUCAUGCCAGGAUAACACUCCAAUUGUGGACGACGUCAAGAUAACAUGGUCCGGGUCGCCGCAAUAGCUGCAUUUAUGCAGAUUUCCGUAUUGUGGAUGAAUGCCGUUGUCGGUUUUGAUUUGGAGGACCAACUGCAACAAAUGAGAACAAAAUAUGAAAUUAUAGCUGCGAAGAUUCACCAACUGGAAGCACUGGAACGAAGAAUAGAACAGCUGGAAUUGUUUUCACAUGACUUACAACAGAGAAAAUGCCCUACAACUAACAAAUCCGUUCCGCAGAAUACUGAAAUUAGCCGCCAAUCAAGAGAAAAAAGUUCCAUACCUAGAACUUGUCACGAUAUUCGCGUAGCUCAUCCGUCCCAAACUUCCGGCAUGUACUGGAUCGAUCCGGACGGUCAAGGCGUCGGCGAAGACCCAAUCGUCGCCUUCUGUAACAUGACAACAGGUUCGACUGCUAUUUUGCACGACAGCGAAUCCAGGAUAUCCGUUUCACAUUGCAGUGAUCCCGGAUGUUAUUCGAGAUUAAUUAAAUAUUCAGCGACAAGUGGACAAAUGUCGGCAUUAGCCCAGUUAUCAGAUGAAUGCCACCAGUCAAUCAGGUAUGAUUGUACCAGUGCUCCGUUGCAGAUCUACGGCAUCAUGUUUUCCUGGUGGAAUGAUAACGACGGUAAUCCGCAUUACUUUUGGUCCGGCAGAAAGAGUAACGUCCACACAUGUCAGUGCGGAAUAGAACGCAAUUGUGUUGAAGACCUUGCUGCUUGCAAUUGCGAUUCGAGUCUACCAACACCGCUAACAGAUAUUGGAGUCAUCACGGACAAAAAUAUCCUGCCGAUCACACGACUGAACUUCGGUGGGACCUUAACGGCAAAUUCGACCAGUCAACACACCCUCGGACGAUUUGAGUGUACAGGACAAGUGGCUGUCGAUGAAAUACCGACUUCAUCUGGGGAUCAUUGGCGCAUGGAACACGAGUUGAAUGGGUUGCGCUCGGCAGUUAUGGGAACUGAUACAUCAGACCAGUUCGACUGCGAUUUUAAAACAUUUCAAAACAAUCCAGAUUUCAAGAAAUUCAUUGGAAUGUCAGUGUCAGCUUUUUUUUACAUUCAGAAAAACACGACUUUCGCUACAACGGAUAUUCCAAUUCCAUUUGAGAUUGCCAUGGCGAACGUCAGAGACGCAAUCAACUCAACUUCCGGAAUCUUCACUGCGCCUCAAGAGGGACGAUAUUUCUUUUCUUUUACGGGGUUGGCCCAAUUCCCGUUCUCAUCUUCCUACAAACUUCGACUCGGAGUCGGCCUUUAUUUGAACGGCAACCUAAACGGUAGGAGUUGGGUAGCAAAUAAAGCCAGCGACCAACACAGUCCGAUAAAUAUCACAAAGUUUUUCUAG